Molecule: messenger RNA, 3111 nt
Organism: Photinus pyralis (common eastern firefly)
Lineage: Eukaryota; Metazoa; Arthropoda; Insecta; Coleoptera; Lampyridae
Exons: 5
Coding region: 397-2646 (749 amino acids)
Source: RefSeq, a predicted model, not a curated record
GCAAAAAAUUCAAAUUUUCACUUAAGUCCAUAUUGCUGUUCUUCUAUGUCUAACGCAUGCACUGCAAUAUAGCCAUAUGUAACAUUUUAAUAUUAUUCAAUGCAGUGUAAGAUAUUUCCCUAUUGCAGGUUCAUAGUAUUGUGGUGCAAUAGAGCCGUAACUGUCAGUUGUGGCCAUAUGAUUCUUGAAUACUUGCGCAUCAUGGUGCGCUACCGCCGCAAACAACAGUUAUGGCUCUAUAGCAUCAAAAACUAUUUUGCCGCUAUAAUUAUGACGCAGUUGCUUUCCUACCAACAACAGUGAAGUGUGUGUUUGUUUCCGCUGGCAACAGAUUAAUUUGGUGUUAAGUGAACAAAUAUUGUAUCUUGAGCGAGUAUUGCACAUUCGUUUGUUAUUAUGUCUCGUGCAAAAAAGUUAGUAAAGUUGGCUUUAGAUAAAGAUAACAUUGAAAACGAGGAUCCGAAAGAGAGUGAGAACACCUCUAAACCAAAGAAAACGUAUGCUGAACUUCAAAAUUGCCAGUUGGUACCUAACGUAAUAUUACAAGAAUAUUCUACGAAUCAACCCUUUUUAUUGGACUUAGAGGUAGAUUUUUCGAAAUACAAUGAUCCCAUUUUUGGAUUAGAGGCACAUAACAACUCAACAACGCUAGAUUUACCAGGAUGCUCAGGGAAUACUGCAGUGUCAGAGAUUAGUAAUGGACAUGUUGUGACUCCCUUGGACGACCAGCAAGCGGAGGAGAUUAAUAAUGAUGCAGCCAUUUUUGACUCAGAUGAUUCCAUUAAUGAUAAAGAUUACACACCUUCAGGUGAUGAUUCUAGUUCACCAGAAAACACAAGCUCUGAAAUCGAAGUGAACCCUAAUAAUGAUGUAGAAAAACGGAUUAUCGCUGAAGCUCAAGAUGAAAAGAAAAAACCACGUAAAAUAAUCGCUAGGCCCGAAACUUGGAAAAGGAACGUGAAAAAAAUGAGGGUAAAUUCAGGUUUGCCCUAUGUGUCUGAAGGUAAUAGGGAGAUUCCUGGAAAACGUUUAAAACCUCCUUGUACAACAAAAUGCAGGUCAGCGUGUACUACUAAAUUUACCGAUGCUGAUAGACUAACUAUUCACACUUGUUUUUGGAAACAAGGAGAUAAUGCUCUUCAAAGACAAUUUGUAAGUAGUCACAUGGAAACUCUAAAAGUAAAAUACCGUCGAGCCAUUGAGGGAAGUAAUCGCAGUGAAAAUUUGUGUUAUUACUUGACGCUGCGAGGAAUUAAAAUACAAGUGUGUAAAACAUUUUUCAUGAACACCCUGGACAUUGGUGAUAAGUUUAUAAGGACAACAUGGAAAAAAUCGAAUGGUAAUGCUCUGAUAGAAAGAGAUCGAAGAGGAAACUUCAAUAAGAGGGAAACAAUCAAUACUUCGAUUAAAGAAAAAAUUGUUGCUCACAUCAACUCUUUUGAACGAAUAGAAUCUCAUUAUCUCAGAGCACAGACGACACGUGAGUACAUAGACGGAUCUUUAACGAUAGCGCAAAUGUAUCGAUACUAUAAAUCCGAGCAAGAGGCUGAAGGGUUGCCAGUUGCCAAAAAAUGUACCUAUGAACACAUUUUUAAAACCCAAUUUAACAUAUCAUUUUUCCAACCUAAAAAGGACCAAUGUGCAAUUUGCGAAACCUUUAAAAAUUCUGAUACAGACGAAAGAUUGUCGCUUCAGAAAGGAUACGAACGGCACAUUAACAACAAAAUCAAGAGUAGAGAAGAAAAGGCUCGAGACGUCGAGAAAGGAAAACAAGAUUCUUCCUUUAAAAUAGCCUGUUUUGACUUACAAGCGGUUUUACCGACGCCUUGUGGAGAUGUUUCCACAUUUUAUUACAAAUGCCGUUUAAAUUGUUUGAACUUCACAGUUUUUGAAAUACCAUCGAAAAGAGGGUUUUGUUACUUUUGGCAUGAGGCGAUUGCUAAUAGAGGUGCUAAUGAAAUAGCAACUUGUAUAUUACAUUAUUUAAAAACGGAGUGCAAAGGAAAAGAUGUCAUCUUCUAUUCCGACAACUGCGUAGGGCAAAAUAAGAACAAAAUGAUUGUUUCUAUGUAUCUCUGCGCAGUUAACAAAUUUGAUGUCAAAAGCAUUACACAUAAAUUCCUUACGGUAGGCCAUACCCAAAAUGAAGGAGACUCAAUGCACGCCAGUAUUGAGCGCCAGAAGCGUAGAGUACUAAGAAGUGGCCCUAUUUAUGUACCGUCACAAUGGGCUCCAAUUAUCAGAGCGGCCAAGAAAGAAGGUACACCCUACAUCGUGAAUGAACUUGCCACAGAAGAUUUUCUGGAUUUUAAAAAAUUUAGCGACACAAUUGGGAAAAAUUUUUCAAUUAAUUCCAAACAAGAAAAGGUUGUGUGGAAUGAGAUUCAAGUUCUACGCGUAGAAAAAAAUUAUCCAACGUCGUUUUUUUAUAAAACUGACUUUGACUUCCUUGAAUAUGAACAAAUUAACAUCCAGGAAAAACUAAGGCGUUGCAUUGACAUUAGCGCAUGUUAUCCCGAAAAGGCCUUUGUAAAAGCCCCAUCGAUAUCUCAAAAAACUAAAGAACAUCUUGCUUAUUUAUGUGCAAAAAAUGCUAUUAAAAAAGUGUACCAUGGGUUCUAUAAUAACAUAAUUGGUGAAAAGUAAUCGUUUAACUUUUUUAGAGUAUAAUGAACGUGCUUUUAUAUACUUUUAUAUAUUUUUUACUUUUGAAUAAAAAAAAUAUUUCAGUUAGUAAUUUACUGCAAUAACGCCACAACUACUAGAAAACUAUUUGGUUUUAUGCACGGGUGGUUCAAAAGUGGUGGACGCAAUAUGGCCACAACUAACAAAAUUAUACUUUUAAUUAAUCCAUUGAUAAUGGUAUAAAUUAAAAUCAAAGUAUCACAUUAAAUAAUCAAUGUAUGACAAGGCGCACAAAAAUCGAUAGUAAUAUGCAAUUGUUAUGGUUGGAUAUCUAAACAGCACUAACUUUAUUUGCACGUACUCUAACAUUGUUGUGUUGGCACUUGCGGCACUAUUGAACUAGAUGUGCGAUAUGUCGAUAUCUGCCAUUUAUGGUUUUUAAGUUAUUUUGACUUUAAGAAAGAAAAUGGCGGAUGCAGAUGGUAC